This is a messenger RNA of Hypoxylon fragiforme, 2422 nucleotides long. RefSeq names its product aldehyde dehydrogenase. Gene Ontology annotation, molecular function: oxidoreductase activity, acting on the aldehyde or oxo group of donors, NAD or NADP as acceptor. Lineage: Eukaryota; Fungi; Ascomycota; Sordariomycetes; Xylariales; Hypoxylaceae. The transcript has 3 exons. The record is from RefSeq and is a predicted model, not a curated record. The coding region runs from base 470 to 2086 and encodes 538 amino acids.
CAGUGAUAUGGGCAGAUAUAGUAGUAAUAAUAGUACAUAGUACGAAUGAUGCGAAUAAAAUGCCCCUCCUAAUAUCCUUUAACCCUUCCAAGGUUUAUGGAGUGUUUACAGAUUUUCUGCCUAUCUAAGCAGGUCCUGCCUGGCUACUAGACAAAUAACUAGGUGCUACCAUAUGUAUCUAGGGUAACUAGAUGUAACUAAGUAAUUCUACGAAUCGUUGUCGAUGACGCUUCGGGAUUACAACUGAUAACAACCUUGAAACAAUGAAACUACUGGACCAUUUUGCUGCUUAGUUUGCUGCGGGGAAAAGAUCGCAUUACUCAACUCAGUGCUGUAACGGAGAGGGGUAGUAUGUGUGUGGAUGUGAUGUGAUAUCCGUAGAUAGCCCUGCUGGAGGUACAUAUAUCUACCUAGGUCACCUACAUACUACAUAGCCUAGUAGGUAGUAGGUAAGAGGUAUAUACCAGACAUGUUCCGAUCUUUCGUCAGAAUUACUCGCUCCAGUUUGACAUCUUUGACAUCUCAUCAACAUCAACAACAUCUUCAUCCAAAGCAAAUCAACAACUAUCUCCGCUUUCUAUCUACCAUGCCGGACUUAAAGUAUGAUCUUACUGCCCCAAAUGGCAGAAAAAUAACUCUUCCUACCGGCUUAUUUAUUAAUAAUGAGUUCGUCAAAGCAAGCGGAGGAGCUAAGAUCACCAGCAUCAACCCCACAAAUGAGCAAGACAUAUGUUCAGUUGAAGCAGCCAGUGUUGAAGAUAUUGACAAGGCUGUAGCUGCUGCGAGAGCCGCGUUGAACCAUGAAUCAUGGCGAGAUCUCUCUGCUACUGACCGUGGUAGGUUGAUGUAUAAGUUGGCCGACCUAGUUGAGCAGGAGAAGGAGAACCUCGCCACCAUGGAGACCUGGGACAACGGCAAACCGUUCGGUGACUCCCUAGGAGACUUAGAGGAGGUCAUCAGCGUCCUCCGAUACUAUGCUGGCUAUGCUGACAAGAUCCACGGCGAAACUAUUCCCACGACCAGUGAGAAAUUUGUCUACACUCUUAAACAGCCCAUCGGUGUCUGUGCUCAGAUUAUUCCUUGGAAUUAUCCCCUAGGAAUGGCUGCGUGGAAGUUGGGGCCGGCUCUCGCUUGCGGAAACACGAUCGUACUGAAACCUGCCGAACAAACACCUCUGUCGAUCCUAUACUUUGCCAACCUCAUUCCCAAGGUUGGUUUCCCUCCUGGUGUCGUCAACAUCACCAACGGAUAUGGAAGGGAUGCCGGUCACGCACUUGCAAGCCACUUGGGCAUUGACAAAAUUGCCUUCACCGGCUCAACAAACACAGGAAAACAAAUCAUGAAAACAGCUAGCAUCAACAUGAAGAACAUCACCCUCGAAACCGGUGGAAAAUCUCCGCUGAUAGUCUUCGAGGACGCGGAUAUUGAGCAGGCGGCAAAAUGGGCUCAUGUCGGAAUCAUGAGUAACAUGGGGCAGAUCUGCACAGCAACUUCCCGUAUCCUCGUCCAAGAAGCCGUUUAUGAGAAAUUCGUAAACGAAUUCCGGGAGACGGUCAAGAAAACCAGCAAGGUCGGCGACCCCUUCGCCGAGGACACCUUCCAGGGCCCUCAGGUCACCAAGGAUCAGUACGAGAGGAUCUUGGGUUUCGUGGAAUCUGGCAAGUCGGAGGGCGCCACGCUCGCAUCUGGUGGCGUUCCUCUCCCGAUUAAUGGAAAGGGCUUUUUCAUCGAGCCAACUAUCUUCAUCGAUGUGAAAGAAAGCAUGAAGAUUUAUAGGGAAGAGGUGUUUGGACCUUUUGUUGUCAUCGUGCCCUUCAAGACGGAAGCUGAUGCCAUCACGAUGGCGAACGAUACCACGUAUGGUCUUGGCGCGGCUGUAUUCACCCAGAAUCUCCAGCUUUCCCACCGCGUCGCCGCACGCAUCGAAUCUGGCAUGGUCUGGAUCAAUUCGUCCAAUGAUUCUGACUUCAGAGUGCCAUUCGGAGGUGUGAAGCAAAGCGGUAUCGGUCGAGAGUUGGGAGAGGCCGGUCUCGCGGCGUACUCGCAAACAAAGUCCAUUCAUGUGAACAUAGGUCAGAAAUUGUAAGAAGCGGAGCUGCUCAAUGUUGGAAGGAACAUCAUGAUCAAAUUGUUCGAAAUAGUAUCGACCCUACAGGCUGGCCGGCCAUGGCAGAGGUGCGAUGUUUGAGAGACCGCGAUAAUGUAAGCUCACGAUUAUUCUACUAUUUGUAGUGAGACGCUGUAAUGGGUGGACGGAUAGAUGGAUGGAUGGGCGAAGUAUGCGAACUUGUUACACCAUGCUGAAUCAUAGAUGUAUCUGGAACCAGACCAUUCCAUAUAUAUGUAUUUGUAUAGUUAUAUACUUAGCUACGUAAGCUGAUUAUUUCAAUAGUGAGCUUAUGUAUGUAUGUAUGUAUGUAUG